AUGAGGCUUGUCCUCCUGGCAUGUCUCUGGGCUUCCCUCGCAGGAGUCCUGCUGGCAGAUGUAGACACAACCAAACCUGAGGUCCGCUUGGUGGAUGGUGCCAAUCAGUGCUCUGGGAGAGUCGAGGUGCUUCACAACGACGUCUGGGGGACUGUCUGUGAUGACCAGUGGGAUUUACGGGAGGCGAGGGUUGUGUGCCGGCAGCUGGGCUGUGGGACGGCGGUAUCGGCCCCUCGGGAGUCUAAAUACGGGGAAGGGAAAGGCCAAAUCUGGCUGAGCGAUGUGAACUGCAAAGGAACGGAAGCAUCCCUUGCCGAAUGCGAGGCGAAGCCAUGGGGAGAGAACGCCUGCAACCAUGUGGAAGAUGCCAGCGUGGAGUGCUCAGGAACGGAAAUACCCGAGCCAGGGCCAAUCCGGCUGGUGGGAGGCCCGAACCGAUGUGCCGGGAGGGUUGAGGUGCUUCACGAAGAACAGUGGGGCAGUGUAUGCCAUGAUGACUGGGAUCUAAAUGAUGCCCAAGUUGUGUGCAAGCAACUGGGCUGUGGGGAUGCGGUGCUGGCACCCAUCGGAGCCAAAUUUGGACGAGGAUAUGACACCAUCUGGCUGGAUGAUGUGAACUGCACAGGGGUGGAAGCUGCUCUCUCUGAGUGCCCAGCGAGGCCAUGGGGGGACCACAAUUGUUACCAUGGGGAAGAUGCCAGUGCAGUUUGUUCAGACUCGGGGAUCACCGUCUCCACUUCAGUCCGCCUGGUGGGUGGCCCCAACCGCUGCUCUGGGAGAGUCGAAGUGCUUCACAAGGAUGUCUGGGGGACUGUCUGUGAUGAUCAGUGGGAUUUACGGGAGGCAAAGGUUGUGUGCCGGCAGCUGGGCUGUGGGACGGCGCUAUCAGCCCUUCCAGAGUCGAAAUAUGGGGAAGGGAAGGGCAAGAUCUGGCUGAGCAAUGUGAACUGCACUGGGACAGAAGCGUCCCUCACUGAAUGUGAGGCAAAGCCAUGGGGAGACAACAUCUGCAACCAUGUGGAAGAUGCCAGCGUGGAGUGCUCAGAGGUGGACAUUCCUGAGGAGGGGCCGGUCCGUCUUGUGAAUGGCCCAAACAAGUGUGCUGGGAGAGUUGAGGUGCUCCACGAGAACCGGUGGGGCAGUGUGUGUGACGACCACUGGGACAUGAAGGAUGCAAAAGUGGUGUGCAAGCAGGUGGGCUGCGGAUCACCACUGUCGGCUCUGGGAGGUGCCCGCUAUGGGCGAGGGCCGGACAUCAUCUGGCUGGAUGAUGUCGAAUGCAACGGGACAGAAAAGAGCAUCUUUGACUGUCAGUCCAGGCCAUGGGGCGAACACAACUGCUAUCAUGGAGAGGAUGCUGAUGUUGUUUGUGCAGUUAACAAGAACCUGGAGGAGUCAGAAGCACCGUGA
Cariama cristata (Red-legged seriema) is the source of this 1410-nucleotide messenger RNA. RefSeq names its product soluble scavenger receptor cysteine-rich domain-containing protein SSC5D-like. The record is from RefSeq and is a predicted model, not a curated record. Lineage: Eukaryota; Metazoa; Chordata; Aves; Cariamiformes; Cariamidae. Bases 1 to 1410 code for a protein of 469 amino acids. The transcript is spliced from 7 exons. Gene Ontology annotation, cellular component: membrane.